Molecule: messenger RNA, 1293 nt
Organism: Neodiprion fabricii
Lineage: Eukaryota; Metazoa; Arthropoda; Insecta; Hymenoptera; Diprionidae
Exons: 1
Coding region: 1-1293 (430 amino acids)
Source: RefSeq, a predicted model, not a curated record
AUGUUUCGACAAAUCGCAGUCCACCCGGACGUCUGGGCUCUUCAACAAAUCCUAUGGGUCGACCCCAAUAAUCAAGUCGUUCCAUAUUAUUUGACAACGGUGACUUACGAACUGAGCUGCGCUCCCUUCCUCGCCAUCCGGGUCAUGCUUCAACUCGUCGAAGACGAGGGUCACGACUUCCCGUUGGCUAUCUCGCCCUUGACCAAGGGAAGAUAUGUCGAUGAUAUCUUCGGGGGCGCUGAGACCCUUCAAGAGCUUCAAGAGACUGCAAGGCAACUUCAAGAAAUCUGUCAGCGCGGCUGCUUUCCACUUCAAAAGUGGUCAGCCAACGUAAAGGACGCCCUUCGAUACGUCACUUCAGAGUCCCGAACGGACACGGUCUCGAUCAAUUCGGAAGAUCCCAACCUCAAAUUUCUCGGCCUCGAGUGGAAUUCGACCGAGGACAACUUCAAGUUUACACUUCAGACAUCUUUCCAUCAAGACGUUACAAAAAGGACCGUUCUUUCGGAGACGGCGUCGUUAUUCGACCCGUUGGGCUUCAUUUCACCGAUCACAGUCAAAGCGAAGGCUUUUCUGCAAGAACUGUGGUUGGCAAAGCUUCAUUGGGAUGACAAACUGCCGGUGCAACUUCAGGAAAAAUGGCUUCGAUUUCAAGCGAGUUUGAGUGACCUCUCACUCAUCUCUCUUCCCCGGUGGCUUCAUCUUUCAUCAACAUCCAAGGUGGAACUUCACGGAUUCUCAGAUGCUUCGAUGCUCGCUAUAGCAGCAGCGGUUUAUCUUCGAUCGACGUCGGCCGAUGGGACAACAACCGUCACCCUCGUCUGUUCGAAGACCAAGGUCACACCUCUCAAGCGACUCACGAUACCGAAACUUGAGUUGUCGGCAGCCCUUCUACUGGCAAAAUUGAUGUCAGGCGUCCAGAGAACGCUGGAAUUGUCGGAGGUUCCGGUUUCCCUCUGGACGGACGCUGAAGUCGCCCUGACAUGGAUGACUUCGCAUCCUUCACGAUGGAAAGACUUCGUCCGCAAUCGGGUUGCCACGAUUCAAGAGCUCACUUCGAAGGCAACCUGGCGAUACGUCGCAAGAAAACAAAACCCAGCGGACUGCGCGACGCGCGGGAUGACUCCUCGGCAACUUUCAAAGCAUCGACUAUGGUGGGACGGGCCUGAGUGGCUCUUCCUUCCACGAAGAACGUGGCCCAACGCUCCGCUGGACCCUUCCUCGGAUGCGGACCUCGAAGUAAGACCGGGGCUCGGUUUGAUCGCUACUUCCGACCCUGACCGACAGAUUUAG